Molecule: messenger RNA, 535 nt
Organism: Panthera uncia (snow leopard)
Lineage: Eukaryota; Metazoa; Chordata; Mammalia; Carnivora; Felidae
Gene: RETN
Product: resistin
Exons: 4
Coding region: 83-412 (109 amino acids)
Cellular component (GO): extracellular region
Molecular function (GO): hormone activity
Source: RefSeq, a predicted model, not a curated record
CUUUAAAGAGGGACAUGUGGCAGGGGCACGAAAUCAGUGUCCGAGAUUUGGCCUGCUGAGUCCAUCCAGAGGUGCCUGCGGAAUGAAGGCUCUUCCCCUCCUCCUCCUCCCUGUCCUGGGGCUGCUGGUGUGUGGCAGGUCUCUGUGUCCAGUGGAGGAAGCCAUCAAUGAGAAGAUCCAGGACGGCACCCGCUCAAUCCUUGAGACAAUAAGGACCAUCGGCCUGAGCUGCCGAACGGUCACCUCCAGGGGUGACUUGGCCACCUGCCCCUUAGGCUUCGCCGUCACCGCCUGCACUUGUGGCUCCGCCUGCGGCUCGUGGGACGUGCGCGCCGAGACCACCUGCCACUGCCAGUGCGCGGGCAUGGACUGGACGGGGGCUCGCUGCUGUCGCGUGCAGGCCCCCGCCUGAGGUCGCCCGAGCGCGGCUCGGGCUGGGGGGCGUGGCCAGGCCUCAGAGGGGCGGGGACGGGCCUCAGAUGGGGCGAGGCCAGGCCUCGGAGGGGCGGGGCUGGAAAUAAACCCUGAGAAGACG